This is a messenger RNA of Jatropha curcas, 2814 nucleotides long. Its product is annotated as CCCH-type zinc finger family protein. NCBI's taxonomy places the organism in Eukaryota, Viridiplantae, Streptophyta, Magnoliopsida, Malpighiales, Euphorbiaceae. Gene Ontology annotation, molecular function: mRNA binding; metal ion binding. The record is from RefSeq and is a predicted model, not a curated record.
CAGCCUUAGCCCAACUCAUCAUCACUUACGCACAUACAUUAUCAAGCAUCCAUCCCAUCCCCUUCCCGUUCUUUCAACACCUUAUAACUACAGCCCGAAUCACUUCUUUCCCUUUCUUUAUUUUUCUGUUUAGGCUUUAGCUUCAAAGCUCUUUACCUUAACACUCCCCGGCCUCUUCCUUCUCUCUGUGGCGGCGGCUCUUUCAAUUUCUAGCUCUCUCUUCCUUUAAAGAUUUGGAUUCUUGGAUCGGUUUCUUUGCUCUCUUUCUGUUGCUCGAUCUGCAAUUGAAUCGAUCUGGGUGUUUCGGAUUUUAAACUUAAGAACCGCCAUGAUUGCGGCCACGCAAGAACAGCAACAGCAGCAGCAAGGAACAGGGACCGCAUCGUCUGUUGAGGAAGAGGCCUUGAAAAGGAAUACAGAUUGCGUUUACUUUCUUGCUUCUCCUUUAACCUGCAAAAAGGGAAGUGAAUGUGAGUAUCGCCAUAGUGAAUAUGCUCGGGUUAACCCAAGAGAUUGCUACUUCUGGUUGAAUGGAAAUUGUUUGAAUCCAAAGUGUGGGUUUCGUCAUCCGCCUCUUGAUGGCUUGUUUGGAAACCAAGUUUCAGCAGCUGCCGGAUCUUCUUUGCCUCCGUCACAUAUGGCAAUGGCACCAGCCAUGCACGCUCCUCAAAGUACAGGUAAACAAGCAGUCCCAUGCAUUUUCUUCCAGAAGGGGCUCUGCUUAAAAGGUGAUAGAUGUGCUUUCUUGCAUGGACCAAAUCCCACUAGUAACAAAGUAAUGGGAACCUCUAGUACUGAUCAUGCAUCACUAAAGAAGUCUUCCGGUGGCCCACAAAAGUCGAUUCAAGAGCAGAAGAUGCCACAGAGAAAUUUCUCAAAGGCAGUUGAAAUACCUGCUGAAGCUAAACUGGCACCAAAACCAGAAACUGUUCCACCAAGAAAUGGGUUAGGAGUUAAAAGCAUUGAUGAUGAGCUACCUAAGUACAAAGCAACAAGUAUUCCUCAUGUUGUCAAUGGAAACUCAAGUCGCUUCAAUCGUUUGCAUCAAUCGCAAUUACCAGAUGAUCAUGUUUUCCAGGAUGGCAAGGAUUCUGAUGAGUUUUUAAGGGAAUGCUCUCCCGGUUUUGAUGUUCUUGUAGAUGAUGAGUUGAGAAAUUCUGAUUAUCAUCAUGGUGAAGAUCAAUAUGGAAGGAGAGGUCAUGAAGGAAGGAACUUGAACCCUGGGGAUGAAUAUGAUGUGGGUCUUGCUGCUGAUUACAGUUCGGUGGCCGACAUUGACCGGGAAACAUAUCGUGAUCUACGAGGCUAUGACACCUAUAGCCGCAUGCAAGGGCAGUAUGCCUGGGAGCAGCAUAGGGCUUCGUCAGAGAGAGUGCCGGCAGGUCCAGCUCAUAUAGAAAGGAGAGGUUACUCAAAAGCAGACAGCCCUGAACCCAUCGAUGAGUCAGAUCUGCGUUAUCGUCUAUCUAAACAUAGGAGCGUCAGUGGCUUGAGAUCAGUUGUCAGUCAUGAUUUUGUCCCUGACAACCAUGUUGAGGAGAGAGGUUAUCGUGGUUCCUCACGAAUGGACUCACAUAAUUUGUCCUCACAUGAGAAUGCUAUUAGCGGUCGCCUCCGUGGUAGAAUAAAGCUUCCUGGAAGAUCUCCGAAUGGUAGUGAUCCACGUGUAGAAAGGGAACUAGACAGGGGUAGGAAUCGGCCGAGAUUGUCACCAGGUAGGUCUCAGAUUCCAUCCCAUCAAGCAAGGAUUCGUGACAGAAUAAAAGCUAGGGUGGAAGAGGACUACAGUAGUGAAGGGAGAAAUCUUAGAGGUGCUAGAAUGAGGAGAGAAAUAACAGAUGAGGAGAGAGAUACUGAUUUUGCUGCUCCUAAAAGUCUAGCAGAGCUGAAAGGUAUAAGAGGUACAGAGAUUGGUCAGGUACAGCAAUCCCUUAGAAAAAGAAAACAGUUAGAAGAUUAUCAGCCAUCUGAGGGUGAUCUUUCAUUUGAAGGGCCAAUGCCUCUUAGUGAGAUUCUAAAGAGAAAAAGAGGGGCUGAAGCAGCAGCUUCUGGUAUCAGAACAUCUUCUAGAAAUAAGGAAGAUGAUUAUCUGAAAGAAAGCAAGGAAAGCUUGCUUGGCAGCUCAAACACAGUUUCAGAGGCACAAGGUGGUCAUUCGUCCAUAAAGGAUGAAUCUAAUAAACAAGUGCUUAAAGAUGAGGAAGAAGCAAAGUCUGAAAUAGCAGGCACUAUUGGAACAGCAGGAGAAAAAACUGAAGUUGCACUUGGUCAGCAUGCUUCGCGACUGCCUAAUCCAAGUGAACCUGAGACUGAAGAUGGGAUUAUGAUUGAUGAUGGUAUGGAAGAUCACGAGUAUGAAGCUGAUGAUCAAAGGGAGGGGGACUAUGAAUAUGAGCAAGUCGAUGAAGGGGAAUAUUAUGAAGAGGGUGAGAAUGCAGAAGCUGAGGAGUCUGUAGAUGAGGAAGACGGGGAUGACUUUGCGAAGAAGAUUGGUGUGAUGUUUUCAUGAGGGGCAUAGAGAAGUUAAUGCUUGUCACCAUUAUAGUGAUUUAUUGACUGCCUUUGGAAGUCAUUAAGGUUGGCUGGUUUUGAUCCACAAAGGUUUAGUUGUCAUGAAUUUUGUUUGUAGAAGUAGGGAAUCAAGUUCUUCUUCAGUAUUAAUUUUAAGUUUUUCAUUGUAUUUAAAACUGAUUGAAUGGAAAUUUUCCUUGUGCUUGGGGUGACUAGCUUUAGCCCAUCAGUUCAUGCUUGCACAAAGGCACGACUGUAACAGUAGAAAAUUAAUAAGAAAACUGCUGCUUACUCUUCUGAAAA